Messenger RNA from Melanaphis sacchari, 2157 nucleotides. Its product is annotated as cell wall adhesin EAP1-like. The coding region runs from base 15 to 2039 and encodes 674 amino acids. The record is from RefSeq and is a predicted model, not a curated record. The transcript is spliced from 2 exons. NCBI's taxonomy places the organism in Eukaryota, Metazoa, Arthropoda, Insecta, Hemiptera, Aphididae.
AAUAUUAUUAUAAAAUGAUGAGCGCGUCGGCUGCCGGCUAUCAGUUCAUAACUGCAGUGCACGGACAUCAAAAUAUUAUGCACAUCUUCACCAUGGAGUGUUUAAAGAUGUGUGUCGUCAUAGGCUUGGCGCUAACCACUCCACUCGGUAGGCCUGCGAAUGCAGCACCGUCGCCAAUCGGCGCUUAUGUCUACCACCAGUAUAAACGGAGCCCCGCCGACCCGAACGUGGACUUGACUUCUGCGUUGGCCACGAACUUUGGUGGUUUCAAUCCGUCCGCGACAUUACCGGAUUUCGGUUACGGUUCUGGUUUCCCGUCCACCUCAGCAGGCUUCGGGUUCGACGACGUUGCCAGUGGUUUACUGCACUUGUCUCAUCCAUAUGCCGCUACCACAUUUGGCUCCGAGUUCAGCCCGAUCGGUUAUCCAUUUUCUGAAUCCACACUUAAUCAGCUUCAGUUCAGAACUGCAAUUGAUCCCGGUUCACCGUCCUCGUUUCCGGUCGGUAUAAAGUAUAAUCCAAAAGUCAGUAAUGCCGGUCUUAAUUUUUACGAACUUUCGGCCACCGAAUCCGCGAAACCGAAUGAUCAAAAGGCAGUUCAAUUGCAACAGACUAGACCUAAUGAGCAACAAGUUCCUGUGAAAUCGCUUAACUCCGCUCCUGAUUCACUUGCUUCGCUGCAACAAUCAUAUCCUGCAGCCACUGCAUUUGUACCGCAAAAACAGUUGUAUACGGCUGCAAUACCUGUGCCACUUCAACAGUCUUAUCCAGCAACCGUGUCUGUACCACAACAACAGUCAUACCCGUCCACCGCAUCUGCUCCCUUGCCACAAUCAUAUCCAGCUUUUACAUCUGUACCACAGCAACAGUCAUAUUCAGCUUCAGUACCUGCGCCACUUCAACAGUCAUAUUCCACCAUCGCGUCUGCUCCACUACAACAGUCAUACCCAGCCACGAUAUCUAAUUCACAGCAACAGUCAUAUCCAACUUCAAUAUCUGCACCAUUACAACAGUCACAUCCGGCUUCCACAUCUGUAUUUCAGCAACAGUCGUAUCCGAAUGCAAUAUCUGCGCCAUUGCAACAGUCGUAUGUAGCCGCCAUAUCUAAGCCACCGCAACAGCCAUAUCCAACCACUGCCGAAGAUUUCCGAAUUUCCGCGUACCAACAACAACAACAACAACAACAACAACCCACAACUAGCAGUUCAGCGGGUCCACCGAACACUUCUAACGUUGGAUCCGUACCGGAUUUAGCUUUGGAAUUGAGACCACCGCCGUACACCGCGCCUCCAUCGUCGGUCGAUUACCGACAAAAUGCGAACAUUUUGUCACCUUCAGCACCUUCCUAUCCAUCCGCUGACAUCAAUAAAAAUAACAACAACUAUCCCGUUAACGAUUUCGGCUUGUCGUCGGCUCCCACGGCCGGAACUUCCGGUCAAAACCAGGUGUUUAGCGGCUCGAACGGCGGACAGCUCCCCGGGAAUACGAAUGAUUUCCGUGCGGCUGGUUCGAACGCCAAACCUGACCAAACCCACACAAAUGUUUAUUAUACGGCAGCCUCUGUUCCAGUUUCGGGUACUUCGAAUAGUGUAUCGAGCGACGUUCCCAAUUACUAUUCCGUUCCUAGCAUAUCUUAUUCCAGUACCGCCGGUGAGUUUGCCGGUUCGACUAACGCACCACCAGCUGCCCAGAUACAGUCUAUUGGAACCGACCGCGGUGUGUCUGCAGUCAACCCGACAGGUGGUCAAAACCCACCUAACUCAAUUCCAAGUGUGACUUACACCAACUCGAAUUCAAUUUCUGCGAACUCCUAUAGCGAUUCAAACUUAAUCCAGAGUAGUUCUUAUACCACACCCGGUACUCCGAUUGCCGUCAACCCUUACAACGACUACAAACUAGGUACCGAAAAUUUUUACGGUGACUCGAAUUCAAUUUCGCUCAACAGUAAACGUGAAUCGUUCACUGUUGACUCGUCUUAUAAACAUCCAUCACGUAUACAAUACUCAAGUGACGCAGGAAGUUAUAAGACUAUACAAUAAAAACAUAUUAUUUUAGACAAACUGUGAUGCAGCAUAUGACUACGUGUAUAUUUUAUUUUUUAUAAUUAAAUACAUAUUAAGUGCUGUUAAUUUUAAUUUUUAAAGAAUAUAAUAUCUA